This is a messenger RNA of Crotalus tigris (Tiger rattlesnake), 3953 nucleotides long. It is a transcript of the gene EPHA6, whose product is annotated as EPH receptor A6. NCBI's taxonomy places the organism in Eukaryota, Metazoa, Chordata, Lepidosauria, Squamata, Viperidae. Gene Ontology annotation, biological process: protein phosphorylation; axon guidance; cell surface receptor protein tyrosine kinase signaling pathway. The record is from RefSeq and is a predicted model, not a curated record. Gene Ontology annotation, molecular function: protein binding; ATP binding; transmembrane-ephrin receptor activity. The transcript is spliced from 18 exons. The coding region runs from base 163 to 3087 and encodes 974 amino acids. Gene Ontology annotation, cellular component: neuron projection; plasma membrane.
UGGAAUUUUAACCUGUUCUUUCCUUUGGUGCUGCUGCUGGUCUGCCUGGGAGGCUGCAGUCGUGUUUCCAGCAACCAAGUUGUAUUGCUUGAUACAACCACUGCAAUUGGAGAGCUGGGAUGGAAAACCUAUCCUCUAAAUGGGUGGGAUGCUAUAACAGAAAUGGAUGAAUAUAAUCGUCCUAUCCACACAUACCAGGUAUGUAAUGUUAUGGAACCCAACCAAAACAACUGGCUUCGUACAAAUUGGAUCUCACGUGAUGCUGCCCAGAAAAUUUAUGUGGAAAUGAAAUUUACACUGAGGGACUGCAACAGCAUUCCAUGGGUGCUGGGGACAUGCAAAGAAACAUUCAACCUUUACUAUCUGGAAUCAGAUGAAUCCCAUGGAAUUAAAUUCAAGCCAAACCAAUACAGCAAAAUUGAUACUAUUGCAGCUGAUGAAAGUUUUACUCAGAUGGAUUUGGGAGAUCGCAUCCUGAAACUGAAUACAGAAGUUCGUGAAGUGGGACCAAUAAACCGAAAAGGAUUUUUUCUUGCCUUUCAAGAUAUUGGAGCAUGCAUUGCUUUGGUUUCUGUCCGUGUUUACUACAAAAAGUGUCCUUUCACUGUUCGGAACUUGGCUAUGUUUCCUGACACCAUUCCAAGGGUUGAUUCUUCUUCUUUAGUGGAAGUACGAGGUUCUUGUGUGAAGAGUGCUGAAGAACGGGAUACUCCAAAGUUAUAUUGUGGAGCUGAUGGGGACUGGCUAGUUCCUCUAGGACGAUGCAUAUGCAGUGUUGGUUAUGAAGAAGUGGAUGGUUCAUGCCAUGCUUGCCGGUCAGGAUUCUAUAAAGCAUUUGCUGGAAAUAUAAAGUGUUCCAAGUGUCCUCCACACAGCCAAACCUUUGUGCAAGCAACAUCUGUAUGCCAGUGUGAAAAAGGUUACUUCCGAGCUGAUAAGGAUCCACCAACUAUGGCAUGUACCCGACCACCUUCUGCUCCAAGGAAUGUCAUCUUUAACAUAAAUGAAACAGCUCUUAUGUUGGAAUGGAGUACACCAAGUGACACAGGAGGGAGAAAAGACCUUACCUAUAAUGUCAUUUGUAAAAAAUGUGGAUCUGAUACCAGGCGGUGUGAGAUUUGUGGAGGAGGAAUCCGAUUUGUUCCAAGACAUAGUGGGCUUAUAAAUUCUUCAGUGACUGUGCUUGAUUUUGUGUCCCAUGUGAACUACACUUUUGAAAUAGAAGCCAUGAAUGGUGUUUCUGAAUUAAGCUUUUCACCAAAGCAGUUCACAGCCAUCACAAUUACCACAGAUCAAAAUGCACCCUCCUUGAUAGGUAUGGUCAGGAAGGACUGGGCUUCUCAAAACAGCAUUGCCCUCUCAUGGCAAGAGCCUGCUUUUCCUAAUGGAGCCAUUCUGGACUACGAGAUCAAGUACUAUGAGAAAGAGAAUGAACAGCUCAGCUAUUCUUCCACAAGGUCAAAGGCUCCAAGUGUCAUUGUCACAGGUCUCAAACCAGCCACCAAGUACAUAUUUCAUAUCAGACUCAGGACUACAACAGGAUACAGUGGCUAUAGUCAGAAGUUUGAAUUUGAAACUGGAGAUGAAACUUCAGAUAUAGCAGCAGAACAAGGGCAGAUUCUGGUCAUUGCCACAGCUGCUGUGGGUGGAUUCACUCUUCUAGUCAUUCUCACUCUUUUCUUCCUCAUUACUGGAAGAUGCCAGUGGUAUAUCAAGGCAAAAAUGAAGUCUGAAGAAAAACGAAGAAAUAAUUUGCAAAAUGGAAACUUACGACUACCAGGAACCAAAACAUAUAUUGAUCCAGAUACUUAUGAAGAUCCAUCCCUAGCUGUUCAUGAGUUUGCAAAGGAGAUAGAUCCAACAAGAAUUCGUAUUGAGAGAGUUAUUGGGGCAGGUGAAUUUGGAGAAGUCUGCAGUGGUCGCCUAAAAACACCUGGGAAAAGAGAGAUUCCUGUAGCCAUUAAAACUUUGAAAGGUGGACAUGUGGAAAGGCAGAGAUGGGAUUUCCUACGAGAAGCUAGUAUCAUGGGACAAUUUGAUCAUCCAAAUAUUAUUCGCCUUGAAGGAGUUGUCACAAAGAGACCAUUCCCGGCCAUUGGGUUCCAGUCUCUUUGCCCAAGAUUCCUGAGGGAAGGAUUCUUAAAUAACAUUGCAGCCCCACAUCCUUUGUCAGGGGGAGGAUCUUUACCCUCCAGGAUUUUCUCCGGUAGACCACUAAUGAUAGUGGUUGAAUACAUGGAGAAUGGAUCCCUUGACUCCUUUCUACGGAAACAUGAUGGCCACUUCACAGUCAUCCAGCUUGUUGGGAUGCUUCGUGGAAUUGCUUCUGGCAUGAAAUAUCUCUCAGAUCUGGGUUAUGUACAUCGGGACUUGGCAGCUCGGAAUAUUUUGGUCAACAGUAAUCUUAUGUGCAAAGUCUCUGAUUUUGGAUUAUCACGGGUACUAGAGGAUGAUCCUGAGGCAGCUUACACAACAACUGGUGGAAAAAUACCAAUAAGAUGGACUGCUCCUGAAGCUAUAGCCUACAGGAAAUUUUCUUCUGCAAGCGAUUCAUGGAGUUAUGGAAUUGUCAUGUGGGAAGUAAUGUCAUAUGGAGAAAGACCAUAUUGGGAGAUGUCUAAUCAGGAUGUCAUUCUGUCCAUCGAAGAAGGAUAUAGGCUUCCAGCUCCCAUGGGCUGUCCAGCUGCCCUCCAUCAACUAAUGCUUCAUUGCUGGCAAAAGGAAAGAAGCCAUCGGCCAAAGUUCAUCGACAUUGUCAGCUUCUUAGACAAAUUGAUACGAAACCCCAGCUCUCUUCAUACUUUAGUCGAGGAUGUACUAAUAAUGCCAGAUUCACCUGGCGAAAUUCCAGAAUAUCCCUUCUUUGUAUCAGUCAAUGAUUGGCUGGACUCAAUAAAAAUGGGCCAAUACAAAACUAAUUUCAUGGCAGCAGGGUACACAUCUAUGGAUCUUGUUUCAAGAAUGAGUAUUGAUGACAUUAGAAGAAUUGGAGUUGCUCUUAUUGGACAUCAGAGACGAAUAGUGAGCAGUUUACAGACUUUACGGUUACACAUGAUGCACAUACAGGACAAAGGAUUUCAUGUAUGAAAAUUCUAGAAGCAACUGUGUUUUGUGCCUCAGCAUUUCUAAAAUGGAAAAUACUCUCACUCCUUCUUUCUUCCCAGCUUCAAAAACUGCAACUUCUUCAUACUAUAAACACAAAUAUUUAUGUUAAUUCUUCCAGCUUGGAAUUUUUACUUACAUUACAUAGUUCCAUCCUCAAUUAACUGAUGGUAACAUCCUGGCCACUACUAAAAGACUGUUGCUAUAUGAUGUUGAAUAGUUUGGCAUGGAUGUAUAACUUUAUAUAACAGUAAAGUAUUCAGAAAACUUUCAUCAACUUUUUUGAAAGUGAAGGCUUUCUUGGCUUGGAAUUGCUACCUUCUUGAUGUAUUAGAGUUUGAUGGUAAAUUACUAAAUAAUAAUAAUAACAACAAUAAUGAUAGACAUUUAUUUCCAUGUUUUGUGACAUUUUAGCUUCCAAUAUAAAAUGUGCAAUCAAGAAAAGAACUUGACACAUGUAUUUGUUUUAUUGCUUACCAAAUCUGAAAUGUAGGGUUUUAUUACUACAUUUAUUUUGUAAUUAUUACAUUUAGUUUAUGACAACUGAUAUGCUAGAAUGGAAGCAUAAAACCUCUUGGCCAAAAUGAACAAUUAAAAGUUUAUAAUGAAUUUUUAGGUAAACAGAUGUUUACAGAAUUUGUGUAUAAACAGAUAAAGUGAUUUAUUGGCAAAGACCAUCAUCAUAUUUUUGUGAUGCCAAGUGUUUAAAUGUAUUUGUUUGAACAUCAGAUUUUUCUGUCUUAGAAAAUUUAGAGUACAUUGCCAAACAAAUUUAACCAUUGAGUAGUUUUAUUACUAUUCAUGUCUAAGUUUCUAUAUGCUUCCACAAGACUGAACUAAGUCCCAAAACA